This is a messenger RNA of Psammomys obesus (fat sand rat), 568 nucleotides long. It is a transcript of the gene Spidr, whose product is annotated as scaffold protein involved in DNA repair. Lineage: Eukaryota; Metazoa; Chordata; Mammalia; Rodentia; Muridae. The record is from RefSeq and is a predicted model, not a curated record. Gene Ontology annotation, biological process: regulation of establishment of protein localization to chromosome; double-strand break repair via homologous recombination. Gene Ontology annotation, cellular component: nuclear chromosome; nucleoplasm.
AAUUAUGAGGUGGAGAAUGUCCUUGGGAAGGAGAUGGGGCCCUUACUCUGCUUUGUCCAGUCCAUCACCACACAACAGAGCAGCUGUGUCACCCUGGAGGAGAUUGAGCUUCUGAGUGCAGCAGGAGCCACGACCACCCACCUUCCUUCCAGACGGCCGGCCAAGCGGUUGCAGUAAGGGCAGCCCUUUACGAGGGGAGCCCUGUUAACUCCAGAGGUUUUCAUGCUUUUAAACUACCCAGGCUCUCUUUUUCUCCUAGGAGAUUAAUAGGAUGGUUUGUAAAUUAAAAAUCAAAAAAUCUUUAUUACAUCUUUUUUUCUUACCUUUCUACAAGUUUGAGGACGUGUUUGAGUAUCCAUGUGUCUUCACUUUGCAUUACUUAGGCAAUAUUACUGAUGUGUUAGGAAAUGUUCUUUGUUGGCUUUAAAGUAUUUAAGAUUUUACCAAUAUUGUACCUUUUAUUUUGCAGUACUUAAUAUUUCCUGGAAGACUAUUAUGUAAAGCUUCAACCAGCAUCUCAUAUUGAGAUAUUGCUGUUCUGUUACAAUAAAUAAAUGCUCAACCUAAA